Molecule: messenger RNA, 1455 nt
Organism: Fusarium coffeatum
Lineage: Eukaryota; Fungi; Ascomycota; Sordariomycetes; Hypocreales; Nectriaceae
Exons: 8
Coding region: 1-1455 (484 amino acids)
Source: RefSeq, a predicted model, not a curated record
AUGGACCAUGCCCACGCAACACCAUCGCCUUUCCGUACAGAAAAGCCCGUCAUAGAUAUAAAGCAGGGUACUUCAAUUCGGGUCGAGACUGAGGAAGUGUUUACAUCCCUGCCAAGCACCCCAACUCUCGCAGACAGACCGAUGGAGUAUGAUCGCGUGGCAAUUGCUGGAUUACCCAAGCAAACCGUAGUCGGCUUCAAUUUGUCUACGCACCCAGGAUUCAAUUCAUGUCGACAAGACGUCACUGAAAAUCAAUCGAACUUCUUGCCAGCCUCGCGAGUAGAUAUCCUGACUGUUUCAGGGCCUGAGACGUUCCAUGACGAUCAGAAUGACGCACAAGUCGAGGCAAUAAUGAAUUCGAGCACCGGCAAUCCGGCUAUGAUGGCAAUAUGCAUCAAGCUUGAAGCGAACCCGGAUGCAACCUUUGAGCAGACAUCGUGGAUCUCAAAGUCGCUCGUGGAGAGACUCUUCAAGUCCUAUGACAUUCAUAGUGGCUUCCUACUCGACCUUAUCGGACGUCCUAACUAUUGGUCUGCGGUAUCCCAGGUGAAGUCUGAUGUUAAGUAUAAAAAGGACGUAUUUGAGUUCUUCUGUCAGCAUCCGCGAUGGCAUCCAAAAAGCCGGUACGACAAGCAAAAGAAUGCCAUGCAAGGGAACAGGGCACCUUGUUCUCUCUACAUGACAUAUUGCACUGCUACUGACACUACAAUUUACCUCAUUGUUGCUCCGGAUGAUGGGAUUUGGUUUGCCUUUUUAGACACAAUACGGCUUGCCGUUCGUGAAGGUAGCGAUAGUCUGAUUUCAGGGCGUGAGCUGGCAUCGAGUCCUUUUUUCAUCCACUCUAUGAUUUCUAAUAUCGCCUUUGAGCAAGCCGCUGUCUACACUGCUGAUGCGCGAGUUAAAUUGAUGAUCCAGCUGCACAAGGUCAACAACUACUCUGACAGCCUGGAUUCCGCGGGGAUGGGGAACCGAGAUCCUCGCGACUCUGAGACGCGACAGACAUUAUCUUCGAUUACCCGGCAGCUGCAUGAUGUAUCUCAAAUGAUUGAUACGGCGCUUGGAAGCUCAAGUGCAGCCGUGAAGCUCAGCACGAAAUUACUCCAGGCGCAUGAGGAGUUUUGCCGGCGCACCGGCCGUGGGGCAACUGGCACGGCCGUCAGUCGCACACAGACAGCAAUUCAGUAUGUACAUGAUGCAUACCUCUGUCAACAGAGCUGGCUCGAGCAGUACAAAGCCAGGAAAGAAACAGCCAUGAAUCUUGUAUUCAACAUGGUUACUCAAGACGACAGCUUUAUCACGCUUAACACAUCUUACCAGAUGUCACAAGACAGCGCCUCUAUACAUGCCCUCACAGUACUUGCUAUGAUCUUCCUUCCAGGUACCUUUACAGCUGUAUGGUUCACUACUGGAUAUGACCUGGGAUGUUACCGUGCUGACAAUAUGGUAUGCCCGUAG